This is a messenger RNA of Saxophila tyrrhenica, 1047 nucleotides long. RefSeq lists its product as uncharacterized. The transcript is spliced from 2 exons. Gene Ontology annotation, molecular function: NAD binding. Bases 1 to 1047 code for a protein of 348 amino acids. The record is from RefSeq and is a predicted model, not a curated record. NCBI's taxonomy places the organism in Eukaryota, Fungi, Ascomycota, Dothideomycetes, Mycosphaerellales, Extremaceae.
AUGACAAACGCACAACAGAGCAACUAUCAAAAGGCCAUCUCAAGACUCCACCAGAUCCAACUGGGACUCAGCCAGAGCGAAACCACUCCACAACACCAAGCAGCAUCACGAAGGCCCAACAGGAUGAAGCUGCUCUACCCGACAUCGCUGAAACUCAACACCAAGAGUCUCGAAGGGUUUGGCGUCGAUCUCGUUGCAUACGAUGUGAAGAAGACACUGCCUGAAGACGCAAUCGACGCAGAAUGCCUGGUCACGUGGUGCAACUCAUCUGACAACCUCAAGGACGCUGCAGGCCGAAUGAAGAAGCUUCGAUGGAUUCAGUCCCUGGCCGCUGGUCCCAAUGAUGUACUUAACGCUGGAUUCUCGGCCUCAGAGAUCACGAUAUGUACAGGUUCCGGCUUACACGACCACACGGUCGCUGAGCAUGCACUGGGACUGCUACUCAACUCCGCCAGACGCUUCUUCGAGAUGCGUGACUACCAGCUACAGGGCAAGUGGCCUGGCCAUCUCGGCGGACCGCAGCCUGACCGGCCUGCUGGGAAGUUCACGACGUUGAGAGACGCAAGGGUGCUCAUCUGGGGGUUCGGCAACAUCGGCAAGACCCUCGCGCCAUGGCUGACAGCGCUGGGUGCUCAGGUCCGUGGGGUUGCUCGUCACGCAGGUGUUCGUGAUGGUGUUGAGGUCUAUGGCGAGGACAAGCUGCCGGAGCUUCUGCCAGAGACGGAUGCACUGGUCAUGAUUCUGCCGGGCUCGGAGGCAACGAAGCAUGUCCUCAACGCUGAGCGGCUGAAGCAGCUUCCCAAUCAUGCCUGGAUCGUCAACGUUGGACGUGGGACGUCAGUCGAUGACGAAGCCUUGCUGUCUGCUCUGGAAAAGGAGGAGAUUGGCGGUGCCGCACUCGACGUCUUCACCACCGAGCCUCUACCCGAGAACUCUCCGUACUGGAAACAGAAGAAUGUCGUCGUGUCGCCUCAUGCAGCCGGAGGAAGGGAGCGGAAGUUCUGGUCGCAGAGAACCUACGUCGCUUUUCAGCCGGACAAAGCCUGA